AUGACUGCCUACACCCCCGUCCAGCAAAGAGUGUCGGCUAGUCUCAAAGAGAACAGCGAUGCUUACUCUGUUGCUUCUGGUGGGGCGUUUGGACCAGUCAGUGGCCCUACAGACUGCCUUUUACCGGAAGAGGAGGGGAACCAGAGGGAAAGAGGAUGUAAGGCCAAGGCAAAUAGCCUUCUCUGUGGCAAUAUAUGCAAUAUAUCAUACACAGAACAACAAUUACGAUUAACACCAUCUUCUGCUAUCAAAAGGAACACCACUGAAGCAAUUCAGAAUGCUUUGGGGCCCAGUCUUACUCCCAGUGCAAUCACUGUGUGGACUUCGGUGAUCUCUGUAAUACAUUCCUCAACUAUCAAAGACUCUUAUUUCUGCUCACAUAGGAAAACACGCUUCAUUGUUCAUGGAUUCAUGAGCACCGGAAAACGUGGCUGGGUGGUAGAGAUGUGCUUGCUGCUAGUGGAAGUGGAAGAUGUGAACUGCAUUGCCGUGGACUGGGCAGAUGGUGCAAAAGGCACAUACAUCAGUGCAGUGAACAACAUCCGUGUUGUUGGGGCUGAGAUUGCUUAUUUCAUAAAAACUUUAAUGAAAAUGUUUCAAUUCUGCCCUUCUCAUAUCCAUAUCAUUGGCCAUAGUCUGGGUGCACAUGCUGCAGGAGAUGCGGGAAGAAGAAUACGAGGCAUCAAAAGAAUAACCGGUUUGGACCCCGCUGGGCCCUUUUUUGAAGGCACUCCGCCUAAAGUCAGAUUGGACCCUACGGAUGCAAGAUUUGUUGACGUUAUUCAUAGUAAUGCUGCCCAAUUUCCUACUAUAGGAGUUGGAAUGGUUAAUACCACUGGCCACCUUGACUUUUACCCAAACGGAGGAAGUAUUAUGCCUGGAUGCGAUGAUGUAAUUAUUCCAGUGACUAAAAAAGACUGUCGAGUCUUCGCUGAAGAUGCCAAUUCUCCUAUAUGCCAUCAUUCACGCAGCCAUCAGUUUUAUUUUCAAAGUAUCCUCUAUCCCAAUGGAUUUCUUGGAUAUCCCUGCAGGACAUACGAGUUCUUCCAGUCGGGACUCUGCUUCCCAUGUCCCAGAGAAGGCUGCCCAAUGAUGGGUCACUAUGCUGAUCAAUAUCCAGCUAAACUGGAGAAAAUAAACCAAAAAUAUUUUUUAAACACAGGAGCACACCCACCCUUCACUAGUUGGAGCCACCGAAUAUCUAUCAAGCUGUCUGGCACGAAGAAAGUGAGGGGGGAACUAAACAUAGUUUUCCAUGGCACAGACGGGUUCACAAAGCAGUACGAAAUUAUCUGUGGACUCCUUCAUCAAGGCAGCAUUUAUACAAAGUACGUCGAUGUUGAAAUUAACCCAAGAUAUAUUACAAAAGUUGAAUUUCUCUGGAAUAAGAAUAUAUUGACUCUGCUUUGGGCCCGAUUGGGAGCAGAAAUGGUCCACAUAAUCAAUGAAGAAGAUGGACACGUGUCUACAUAUUGUGGCAAUGGAAAUGUGAAAUAUGGAAUUCCACAAUUACUUACACCUUGUUAAAUUAAAUCCCAUCAACUAUAGUUGCUGUGUUAUCUGUCCUCUCUCUGGGGUUGUUUUCACACACAGCUAUUGAUAGAAAAUAAUUCUUAAAUAGGUAGUUUUCUUUGUUUUCUCAGCUCUGUGCAAACACACUGAUGGGUUUUUCAAGCAAGAAGUCAUUGUUUAAGUUUAUCCUAGUCCACUUCCCUUGUAAGAGACGGGACAGGAGCCACGGGAGUACAUAUAUAGGUGCACUGAUAAACAUUGUAAUAUUGACACAAUCUUUUCAAACAGAGUCUCACAGACAAAUACAAAUGUUUUCCAAUGUGUUGCAUUUGCAAGAUUCUCUCUCUUUAAUGUGUUUAGAUUGCACAAAAUCUCAAAACAGCCCUAAACAUAGGCCGGGAGUACAGGCAGAAAACCUCUAUGCAGUUUACCUUGCUGUUUUAAUGCAUUAAAAUACAUCAUUACACUUAACAUACACAAUAUGUAUGAGAUAAGAAUAGACACGCACAAAAACAAGUCACCAUUUCAGUGAAAGUCAGAACUACCCAUCAUACACCGCAAUCACACAAAUACUUUGCAAGUAAAAUAUUCCCCACUUAUGGAGAAAACGAUGGGGCUAAGCUGUAGCAUUAAGCUGCAGCUCUACAUUAAGGGUAGUACAGAGAUGCACCAGCCUAGUAGAAGCUCCAGGAGACACUCUGGACUCUGCCAAGCUCCUGAUGGCACAGCCAGCCACAAGCUGCUUUUAAAUGG
This is a messenger RNA of Trachemys scripta elegans, 2265 nucleotides long. RefSeq names its product pancreatic lipase-related protein 2-like. Gene Ontology annotation, molecular function: protein binding; triacylglycerol lipase activity. The record is from RefSeq and is a predicted model, not a curated record. Bases 1 to 1527 code for a protein of 508 amino acids. Gene Ontology annotation, biological process: lipid metabolic process. Lineage: Eukaryota; Metazoa; Chordata; Testudines; Emydidae. The transcript is spliced from 13 exons.